AUGGGUAUCCUCGCCGUUCUCUUCGUUCUCUUCGCCUCCUCGACGGCCGCAGUCCUCGAGCAUCCGUUGAUUUGGAGAGAGUCGAAAAUGAUCGAGAUGAUCAGAAACGGAGAAUAUCCAGCGUACCUCGAGUACCGGGAUCGGAUGAUUGCCAGCAGAGCGUCCAAUCUGGACACGAACGUUCAGAGCGUCACCGAUUACGUCUACUACGAAUACAUGGGAAACGUCACUGUCGGCACUCCGAACCAAGACUUUAUUGUGGUUCUGGACACCGGAUCCGCCAAUCUGCUCAUUCCGGGAACCAAUUGCACGUUUGUUCCAGAUUCGUGAGACUUCAGAUGAAGAAUGUUUGUAGAACUUACUGCGAGACGAAAAGAUUGUUCAACGAGAAGACAUCGACCACUUAUGAAGCAACUAAUCGGCCGUGGCAGAUCAAGUACGCGAGUGGAGACGCCUACGGAACACUGGGAAUUGAUACGGUCAAGGUGAGCAUUGAAGGGACGGAAGCAUCGACGAACUCGCGUAUUUCAGAUUGGAGGCAGUGGAGAACCCCAACUGGCCAUCCCAAAGUCCUACCUCGGAGUGGCAGACACAGUCGGAUCCGACUUCAAGUGGGUCAGUAAUCUAUCUGUAUUCUUAGCUCUUUAUCCGUUUAUUUCAGAGUCCAAAAGAGGGCAUAUUUGGACUUGCAUUCACAGCGCUCGCAGUCGACAACAUCACGCCCCCGCUCAUCAACGCCAUCAACCAGGGACUCCUCGAUCAGCCGAUCUUCACCACUUGGUUCGAUCGGAGAGGAGCUCCAGGCACUGCUGCGGGCGGAGCAUUCACCUACGGAGCACUGGAUACCACUCAUUGCGGACCAGUUAUCGGAUACGCGAUGCUCACCACGGCGAGACACUUCCAAUUCCAGGUAAUUCCGUACGUGUUGCCCCGUUUAAUGGACCCUUUUAGGCUUCUGGAUUCUCUCUGGGUUCCUACGCCUCUACGACAACAUACGAAGUGAUCACGGACACUGCCACGUCAUUCCUUUGUGGGCCACAAGUGGAAAUUGACAAUUUGGCAAAGGCAGCAGGGGCAACGGUUACUCUUCUUCUCUUAUUCAUCAUUUUUGAAAAUGAGCUUUCAGUGGGAUCCAGCCAAUCAAGUGUACAAUAUUCCGUGUGGAUCUGACGCCGGACCAAUCAAACUGAAAAUCGGAAACUACAAUUAUGUGAUUAGAGCAAACAAUUACAUCCUUCAGAUUGACGUUAGUCCAUUUCAUCCUUUCCAGACCGACCCAGCUCCUUUUCAGACCAACUCUUGUCUCUUCGCUGCCAUUUCUCAGUCCUACGCCGGAUUUGGUCCUUCCUGGAUCCUCGGAGGACCGUUCAUGAGACAAUAUUGCAAUAUUCAUGAUAUUGGAAAGCAAAGAGUCGGAUUCGCUCUCUCUCUCACUAGUGCAUAGACUAUAAAGUGGAGUUUGAUCUCAUCUCUCUAUUCGUUUUGGACCAUUGACAGACGUGACUGCUUUAGAUCAAUAACUGCUUAAAUUGUUUUCUUGCCCCUUCGGCGAAAAAGAAAAUUUCGCGCGCUUUUUUGCGUGCGGCUCUCAGUGUCGAUUUACUGGAAACUGUCGUACUCGUUGUCCGCUCAUGCGGGAUUAAAGGAUUAGCACAGUUUUCCCCCACUUUCCUUGCCAGCCAAAGUUUCGCUCAAUUCUUCCCCCAACUCUUCCACCAACUCUUCCCACAAUUCUUCGCUCAAUUCUUCGCUCAACUCUUCGCUCAAUUGUUCGCUCAAUUCUUCCCUCAAUUCUUCCCUCAAUUCUUCCCUCAAUUCUUCCCUCAAUUCUUCCCUGAAUUCUUCCCUGAAUUAUUCCCGAAUGCUUCUCCUCCUUCUCCUCUUCCUUCUUCUCCCAUCCGCUUCUUCGUUCCUUUUCCCUUCUUCCGGCGGCUCCAACUGUGGUUGCUCAUGCACUCCACGGCCUUCCACGUGUCCCACUCCGACUCCGUGCGCUCCCAUCAUGACGUGUCAACCGGUGGCCGCAGCAGCUCCUGUCUCAACGUGCUGUAACUCUUGUAACACUUGCAAAACGAGAAGAAAGCAUUGCAGGUUCACAUGAAAUUUGUUAUCCUCCAUUCCCCCAUUGUCGAGCAACAACAGCUCAUGUUCUGAAUGUUCGCGUUCGCUCAAUGUCUAUUGCACGAGAUGCCAAGCACGACAUCUGUGCAUUCACGCUACAUUGCGAAAAGACAUGGCAGGGUGCCAGCCUAAGGAACAACGCUUAAACUCCGUAUCGCCGCGACGCUUAAUCGCAAUCGCUACGCAGCGAAUACGGUGCAACCUGCAUAUCUAAUUGCGUCCCCGUGCUAUUGCCGAUCGACACGACAACUGCGUGCGGCGACAUUGCGAAAACGUGCGCGCACUCUGCGUUUCUUGCCCAGCCCAUCAGCUGACGUACACCAGUCUCCCUGUUCUCGCCUCGGCCCAUUCGCUCUCAGUGUGCGUGUGUGUGUGUGUGUGUGCAUCGACUCCAUUCCUUCUCAUUUGGCAUCGACUCCCUUACCCAUCUUAUCUUUCCUUUUCCAUCCCUAGCGUAUUUCAGAAAUCAUGUACACCAUUGCUGCUGAACAGAACAAUGAUUCUAUCAACUAUAUUGGAUUCAAUCAGGACUCGAAGUGAGAUAUUUCAUAAAGUAAAUCAAUGCAUCGAUACACUUCCAAUUUCAGGAUAAUUUGUGUCGGCACAAGGAUGGCUACAUGUUCUACAAGACGGUAGACAUCCUCGACAACGCGACACUCACCUAUGAAGGAGAGAAUCUGACCCGUAAGUUUUCACAGAAAGAUGGUAAUUGUUGAACUUCCCGAAAUGUUCAGAUCUCGGGCUCAAUAACUGUCUGCUCGUGGAGCGUCUUUUCUCGUCGGCGCUGAUGGUGGUGAUCUCGCAGAAGGAUCCGAGAGUCCUGCACGUAUAUCACUUCACCAGCCGCAACAUCAUCUGUGAUCACCGCUUCAACAAGUCCGUCCUCACAGUGAGACUGAACAGAGACGUAAGUACCACCUGGUCUAUCAGUAAUAUAAUUGGUCGCCGACAGAGGAGAUUAGUAAUAUUAUAAUCGGUGGUCCACAGAGAAGAUUAGUAAUAUAAUUGGUGAUCUGCAGAGGAGAUAAGUAAUAUAAUUGGUGGUCUACAGAGAAUCGUCGUGUGCCUGGAGGACUGCAUCUAUAUUUACAACCUGAAGGACAUGAAAAUGAUGCACAACAUUAUGGACACCCCGAUGAACAAGCUCGGAGUCCUGGACCUCACGAGCAAUGCCGGCAACGCGGUCAUCGCGUUUCCGGGAAGCACAGAGACUGGAUCUGUGCACCUGUUCGACGCGAUCAACCUUUCGUCGGUCAACACGUUCGUGGCUCAUGAGGGGACUCUCGCCUGUCUGAAAUUCAACCAGGAAGGAACGAUGAUCGCCACUGCCAGCACGAAGGGAACCGUCAUCCGCGUCUACUCGGUGCCCAAUGGAAGCCGUCUUUUCGAGUUUCGACGCGGAGUCUCUCGCUGUGUGACCAUCUAUUCUCUGUGUUUCUCCGCGGACUCCAAGUACCUUUCCUCGUCAUCGAACACUGAAACAGUGCAUGUUUUCAAGCUCGAAAGGACUGAGAGCGCCGACACAAAACAGUUAGUUUCCAUUCAUUAGCAGUCUUUUAUUUCAUUCCCUCUGCAGAGAAUCGUCGAGUGAAGGUGGAGGCUGGUUCGACACCAUCAACAAGACCUUGUCGGCUUACAUGCCGUCGCAAGUCUUGCAAGUGAGUGAGCUGAUGACGACAGAGCGAAGCUUCGCCACCGCCAAACUUCCAGGCGCCACGAGAAGCAAUCAAGUCUCACUUGUCACGUAAGUACUCACAUCCGUAUAGCAAACUCUCAAAGCACUCGUUUAUUUCAGUCACAAAGACCAGCAAUACGUAAUGACCGCCACUUCCGACGGCUUCGUGUACGCGUAUCGUCUGGAUCCAGAAGGCGGAGAGCUCGAUCUCAUCAAGCAGCACCGCAUCGGGGCCAAAUCGGGCACUUGCCGUUUCAGCCCGACUUCCACGAGCGGAGAAUCAAGCGGAGCGAACAGUGUGGAACCAAAAAGUAGUGACGCUGCGAAAAGUGAUAGAUCUGUGUGAUCAAGUGUCCAUUUAGACCAAGUGGUUCCGAACAUGGAUGACCCGGACGACUUCCCACCGAUGAGCCAUACGAGCGGCUGA
This is a messenger RNA of Caenorhabditis sp. 36 PRJEB53466, 4223 nucleotides long. Lineage: Eukaryota; Metazoa; Nematoda; Chromadorea; Rhabditida; Rhabditidae. The record is from the annotation of a GenBank genome assembly.